UAGUUGGUGAUGUCCUGAGCGCCCUUCCACAUGCGCCGCGUGUCGCCGCUGUCCUGGAAGUGGCUGUGAAUCCGCUGGGCAUGUGCACGCUUUGCCCCUCUGAUGACCCGGGACAGUUUGGCCCUCGCUGCUGUUAGGGCUGCCUUGUCGCCUGCUCUGAAGGCGGAGUCAAUGGGUCCUCAGCAGCGCACGCACUUCCACAGUCAUCCAUGGCUUCUGGUCAGCACGUAUAGUGAUGGUCUUGGACACAGUGACCUCGUCGAUGCACUUGCUGAUGUAGCCGGUCACUGAUACCGUACACUCCUCUAAGUUGGUAGAGUCGCCAUCGGUUGCAGCCUCCCUGAACGUUUGCCAGUCAGUGUGCUCAAAGCAGUCUUGAAGAGCAGAAUUGGCUCCUGCCGGCCAGCCUCUGAACAGAAGCAGAUGAGUACUAUCGGAUGCUCAGACUAACUGCGUCACUGUUUGAAAUAACCAGCACAAAUUUAAUAGGCCAAAUAGCCUGCUCUGCCGUGGAGCCAUUUCUCAAGGAAUUAAAGAGCCAUACGAAACUUGGAACUUGUGCACAUUGCAACAGUUGGUCAAAAAUCCCGGGUCCUUGCCACAGUUAGAAAUUCUGCCCUAUUCGUAGCCCAAGCACCCCAGUGUUGGCAGGAUUGAGUGCUGACAGACUGGAAUUUCAUGCAUUGAGGAGGUACUGCUAUGUGGAAACCCGUCAGCAAUGACUGAUGUUGAAACCUCGUAUGCAGACUUCAUUGCUUCAGGACGAACAGGCCGGAGAAAUGCACUUCAUGACAUCCUGGGUUCUCCAUCAGGUGUAAACACAAGUGAUUUAAGCCUUAAAUUAGCAGAACUGAACAUUGACAAAAAAGAAGGGGAUGCUGAAAAAGAAACACAGACUACAAACCAACCUUCUGGAUCUCAGGAGAUACAAGAAAAGAGUGAAAGCUAAUCUGUCCGAAGCUUCUAGAACUUGCUGAUCCUGCUCAACAUCUGAGUUCCCCAAAGUCGUCAGAGAUCACAUGGAGAGAACAUUAAGAAACUGGAAAAUGAGUACCUUAGAAAGUGGGCACUUAGCAUAUAGACCAUUUAUAGCGUGGACUGAAUAUAACACAAAAUACAAAAUGGAUUCUAUCUUCCUCUUUCUCAAUGGUUGAAGAGUUGUUGAACUGAACAAUUUAAAACAAAAUGUGAUUUAUGAGUCAAUUACAUCUGCAAUUAUCUUUAGAAGGAGGAUGGAACUGAUUAAUUAUCCAUUCUGGUUGUUACAGUGUGUCAGUUGGUCAAGACAGAGUAUCCUAUCACAUUUAAGAAAAAUAAAGAUUUGAUGAUCUAUAGAGGAACACAGGUGGACUAUAAGCCCUAUAGUUGGGAAUUGUAAAAUGGCUUUUAUUUGAUUAUUGGAGGUGACCAGAAGUAAUGCUUUGCUGAUGCCCGAGUGCACUCAAUCCUGUUUAUCUGAAUGCAUGUCAACUAGAGAGUGUGUUUGGUCAAAUGUAGUGAAAAGGAUAGAACUUCUGUAAUAUAACCGACCUACUUGGUACUUGCAGUAAUUACUUGUAAAAGAUUUGCUUUAAAGUCAUUGGUGUUGUAGAGAAUUUCCAACAGAUUAUUAGAUGUCAAAAUUCACCACAUUGGAAAGUCGGUCUCUAGGAACCUUGUAGUUUAUUGUAUAUCAAUCGUCACUUUUAUAAGCUAAGCAUUCCCAGAGACCAAUAACUUGAUUAUCUUAUUUGUAAAGUAUUCCUUCAUCUCAAACAAAACCAGAGUUUGUGGAGAGCAAAAUUGUAUUGGAAGACUAACUUCUGCCCAUGAUCAUUUUGUCAGACCCAAUUCAAAUAUUAAAAUGUAGUGAUAGUAUAAACAUUGCAUGUGUAUUUAUCAAUACUUCCACAGGAUUAACUCUUUACAUCGGCAUAGCUUUUUACACGCUUUCAAUGGAAUGUCUCUCAGUAACAACCUACUUACAUAUAGUGCUAUUUUGAUCCUUAAUCUGACAAAUUGUCAUCCUCUUCACAUCUUUAUUAAUUAAUGCACAAAUUGAUUAACUAAGCUUCUUUUUAUUUCCAUUAGUAAUCCUGUUGCAAAGUCAGAAGCUAUCCCUUGAAAAAGUAGAUAUGUUGCUCUCCAGCAAACUUAAAAGGAAAAUGUACAUCACAUUUCUAGACUUUUAAAGAUCAUUCUCCCCCAAGAUGCAAGUAAUUACAUACUUUUAGAGCUUUGUAAACCUUUGAUACACUUUCUGUAUUUCUUUUAUAUAUGUCAACCAUUUGAGAUUAUGAAAUAUAGUUUUAUUGAAGACAUGACAUACUGUUUGCAAAUUAAGUGUGUCAGUUAACCUUGAACAAACAUUAUGUUGUGAAAUGUGUGGCUUAAUUCAAAGUUUUAAUUCUUCUAAUUGUAUUUUAAUCGCUGAUCAUUUUCAAUACUCCGUAGAGGUAUAAGAUAUUGUUCGCGAAUAAAUAAAGCUUUGCACUGUUAUCUAAACAACUAUUGUUAAAUGGUUAAGAGGAGACUUGUCAUUGGUCUUCUGUUGAAGAGGUGAUGAACAAAAAAAUACAAAUUAAUGAAGUGGUUGAAGACCCGAGUCUCUUGAAGGGUUUGUCAAUAUGGAAACUUGUAUUUUUGAUUUCUCACACAUAAUGACUAAACCUGUCGAUAUUAUACUUCAGUUUUUAUCAGUGAAAUAUCCAAUGUUUGACUCACUUUUGUAUAUAUUUUUAGCACCCCUUUAUAUUUUAAAAUGUUCUUUUAAACAAUUUAAAAUUUGUUAUGUAAUUGUGAUCCAGAGAACAUAUCAAAUAUUUUUAGAAGUCUGUCAGUGGAUGUACAUUUUUAUUCAGUCUUUCUAAUCAGAUGAGAAUUAACCAGAUGGAAUGGUGUAAAAUGGACAGUUUGCUGUUCAGACUGUUGUUACACAUCUCUCCUGAUUUUCAUUUACACAAGUCAAUAAAAGUGAAAAUUGAAGGAUAUGCAUAAGGGGCAGCUGAUUUCACGUCAUAGCCAAAGUUAAAAUGGUCCUUGAUAUCUUGCAAUGAAUUCAAUUCAUGGAAAAUGAGAAAAAGCAAUUGGAGAAAGCAGUUACCAGCUGCUGGUGAUUGUAUGUUUGGUAUUUUGUGUGUAUUUUCAUGAAAUAAAUUUGCACUUGUGCUUAUAAAUG
This is a messenger RNA of Hypanus sabinus (Atlantic stingray), 3157 nucleotides long. It is a transcript of the gene pkia, whose product is annotated as cAMP-dependent protein kinase inhibitor alpha. The transcript is spliced from 3 exons. Bases 719 to 949 code for a protein of 76 amino acids. NCBI's taxonomy places the organism in Eukaryota, Metazoa, Chordata, Chondrichthyes, Myliobatiformes, Dasyatidae. Gene Ontology annotation, biological process: negative regulation of cAMP-dependent protein kinase activity. Gene Ontology annotation, cellular component: cytoplasm; nucleus. The record is from RefSeq and is a predicted model, not a curated record. Gene Ontology annotation, molecular function: cAMP-dependent protein kinase inhibitor activity.